ACAUGUUAUUGGGCCUACGUUAAAGCAUCCGGUUUUCUCUCUCUUUCCCAGGCAAGGUCGCACGAGGGAGGCACUGUUCACUAUUUAGGAUACUCAGAACUCAGGCGUCCCGGCGGAGAUAGGAUUCAUGGCGGCUUCUAAGUUCCAAGCUUUGUGGAACCAUCCUGCCGGACCUAAAACCAUUCACUUCUGGGCCCCAACAUUUAAAUGGGGUAUCAGCAUUGCAAAUGUGGCUGACUUCUCAAAACCGCCCGAGAAGCUCUCAUAUCCUCAGCAAAUAGCCGUUUGUUGUACUGGAGUUAUCUGGUCACGCUACAGCACAGUAAUUACACCGAAAAAUUGGAACCUUUUCAGUGUUAAUGUUGCAAUGGCUACUACAGGAAUUUACCAACUUUCACGCAAAAUUCGGCACGAUUACUUCUCCGAGUCAGAAGUGGCUGUUGCGGAAGAAUGAUGAUGACGAUAUUUGGAUUGCAUCUUCCGUCUUGAGACAUUGAGAUGGUGUUCUUUGCUCAUAUAUGUAACUAUGGGUUCUCUUAGAUAGGAUUUUGAAGACUUGGAUGGUGAUAAUCUGUUCCAACACUGGAAAUCUUCUCUUGUAAUAUUGGUGGAUUUUGGCCCAGAAAAAAAGUAAAAAGAUGGGAGGCGUAGCCCUUAUCUCAGGUCUAUGCAUAGUACCAGUUUGGCCA
Macadamia integrifolia is the source of this 689-nucleotide messenger RNA. Its product is annotated as mitochondrial pyruvate carrier 4. Bases 128 to 454 code for a protein of 108 amino acids. The record is from RefSeq and is a predicted model, not a curated record. Gene Ontology annotation, cellular component: mitochondrial inner membrane. The transcript has 5 exons. Gene Ontology annotation, biological process: pyruvate import into mitochondria. NCBI's taxonomy places the organism in Eukaryota, Viridiplantae, Streptophyta, Magnoliopsida, Proteales, Proteaceae.